AUGCCCGUCAGAAUCCCCAAGGCUGGUGCCAUCGAGGGUGUUGCCUUUGCAACAGCUGGCGUUGUCGGCUUUGCCCCCUUCUACUUCAUGCUUCCCAGCGCCAACCAGCGUCUUGCGUCCCAAACACUGAAGUGGGCUCCGAGGUGGGAGCGCAACAUCUCCUACUUCGCACCUCCCGCGGAACGCGUCGCCCAACGGGUCGAGCCCCGAGUCCACAACACCGUCGUCAGGGUCGACAACAGGCUGCCCCUGGAGAAGAUGGCCAAGGGCGUUGACAGACGCAUCAAGAACGGCGUGGAUCGGUUCCAGCCCAAGCACUAA
This is a messenger RNA of Neoarthrinium moseri, 321 nucleotides long. RefSeq lists its product as uncharacterized. NCBI's taxonomy places the organism in Eukaryota, Fungi, Ascomycota, Sordariomycetes, Amphisphaeriales, Apiosporaceae. The transcript has a single exon. The record is from RefSeq and is a predicted model, not a curated record. The coding region runs from base 1 to 321 and encodes 106 amino acids.